AUGGCUUCUUUCCUUGAUUCAUGGACGCUCAUCUUCUUGUUCUUGGCGGUGGCACUGGCAGCCAUGGGCAAGGCUGUCGCAGCCGGAUACACUUCGCCGGUGUUUCGUCCGACUCCUUGGAAACUUGCUUAUGCCACAUUUUAUGGCGAUGAGACAGCUGCGGAAACUAUGGGAGGAGCUUGUGGGUACGGAAACUUGUUCAACAGUGGAUACGGCACCGACACGGCGGCGCUGAGCUCAGUGCUAUUCAACAACGGCUACGGCUGCGGGCAGUGCUUUCAGCUUCGGUGCGCUAAAUCACAGUAUUGCUAUAAGAAUUCUCCGAUCACCACCAUCACCGCCACCAAUCUCUGCCCUCCCAACUGGUCCCAGGAUUCUAACAACGGCGGCUGGUGCAACCCUCCUCGCACCCACUUCGACAUGUCCAAGCCCGCCUUCAUGAAGAUCGCUCAGUGGAAGGCUGGCAUCGUACCUGUCCUCUUCCGCAGGGUGACGUGCGUGCGCAAGGGUGGAGUGCGCCUGAUGCUCCAGGGGAACGGGUAUUGGCUGCUGGUGUACGUGAUGAAUGUGGGGGGAGGCGGGGACAUAGCCAACAUGUGGGUGAAGGGCAGCAAGACCGGGUGGAUAAGCAUGAGCCACAACUGGGGCGCCUCGUACCAGGCUUUCGCGACUCUUGGAGGCCAGUCGCUUUCGUUCAAGUUAACCUCAUACACUUCUCAUGAAACUAUCAUUGCUUACAACGUUGCACCUUCUAACUGGCGUGCUGGAAUGACAUAUGGUUCCAACGUCAACUUCCAUUGA
Molecule: messenger RNA, 801 nt
Organism: Salvia splendens (bonfire salvia)
Lineage: Eukaryota; Viridiplantae; Streptophyta; Magnoliopsida; Lamiales; Lamiaceae
Product: expansin-A7
Exons: 3
Coding region: 1-801 (266 amino acids)
Biological process (GO): plant-type cell wall organization
Cellular component (GO): extracellular region
Source: RefSeq, a predicted model, not a curated record